Molecule: messenger RNA, 873 nt
Organism: Yamadazyma jaroonii
Lineage: Eukaryota; Fungi; Ascomycota; Pichiomycetes; Serinales; Debaryomycetaceae
Source: the annotation of a GenBank genome assembly
AUGACGACUGUAGCAGUUUUAGGUUAUUCUGGUGUAUUGGGAAAGGCAGUAUUAGAGGCAUUCAGUAAUGAGAAUUUCAAUGUAUCAUUUCCAAUCAAAGUUGUAACUUCUAAGGAUAUGCCCAGUAACGAAAAAAUUGAGUUUGUCAAAGCAUCGAUUGACGAGACUCUCGUUGAUAAAUUGAAAGGUAUCGAUGUAUUGAUCUCCUUAUUACCCGGUAAAGAGGAUCUUUUGAAAACUUUAGAGCCCAUCAUUGUUUCUAUAAAACCGAAGUUCUACAUUCCAAGUGAGUUUGGUAAUGAUCUCGAUGUUUUAGAUGAAAAGUUGUUACUUCCUCCUUUUGUAUAUAAAUUUGAUCAUAACAAAAGACUCGAAGGCCAAGCCAUCAAAGUCGUGAGAAUAUAUACCGGAUUCUUCAGAUUUCCACCAAUAUUCUUGUAUGCAUAUACAGAUAUAAUUGGGGUUGUGCAAAAGAAUCGUGAGGUUAAAGUUGUUGGAGAUUACGAAACCAAAGUUGUGGAUUAUUGCACUCUUGAGGAUAUUGCCAAUAGUGUGGCUGCAAUUGCCACCACCGAUCCCAAACAUGUUCUCGAUAGCUACAGAAUCAGUUCGAAUAGAAUAUUGUUGAAAGAUAUUGUGGCUCAAUUAGAAGCUGAACAAAACCAAGAAUAUAAAAUCGUGAAUAUUACCAUCGAAGACCAGUUCAGAGCAGUUGAACAAAAUCCUAGUUUCGAAAACAUUAUUUUUUGCUGUUAUUCCCAAGGACCAGGUAAUGGGUUAAUAUUCGAAAAAAAUGACAAUGAAGUCAUUAAUCCCCAAUCCUCUUUAUGGACUUGGAACUCUAAUAAUACUGCGACGGGACCCGGUUCCUGA